AUGGCAACCAAGACCUUCAAGCUCAACACCGGCCAGGACAUUCCCGCUCUGGGCCUCGGCGAGGUACAGACCGCGGUAGCGCACGCGCUCAAGUCGGGAUACCGGUUGAUCGACGGUGCGUACUGCUACGGCAACGAGGAAGAAGUCGGCAAGGGGCUGGCCGAGGCCUUCGCGUCGGGCAUCAAGCGCGAGGACGUUUUUGUUGUCUCCAAGGUCUGGGCUACGUAUACGACGCGCUGUGAGCUCGGCCUACAGAAGAGUUUAGAGAAGUUGGGGUUGGAUUAUGUGGAUUUGUUUUUGGUGCAUUGGCCUUUGUUGAUGAACCCUGAGGGUAACGACGACCGCUUCCCGAAGCUCCCCAACGGCGAGCGCGAUAUCAUCCACUCCCACAACCACGUCGACACAUGGAAGCAGAUGGAGAAGCUGGUCGCAACGGGCAAAACCAAGGCCAUCGGCGUAUCUAACUACAGCAAACGAUACCUCGAAGAGCUCCUCCCGCAUGCAACCAUCAUCCCCGCCGUCAACCAGAUCGAGAACCACCCGGCUCUGCCGCAGCAGGAGAUUGUCGACCUCUGCAACGAGAAGGGCAUCCACAUCAUGGCGUACAGCCCGCUCGGUAGCACGGGCAGCCCGAUGUUCACGGCCGAACCGGUCGUCACCAUCGCCGAGAAGCACGGCGUCAAGCCAGCGGCUGUGUUGUUGAGUUAUCACCUUGCGCGCGGCAGCACCGUUCUAGCCAAGUCGGUCACGCCAGCGAGGAUCGAGGAGAACAGGAAGCUGAUCGACCUGGAUGCGGACGAUGUCAAGCUGCUGAAGGCGUACUCGGACAAGCUGACCCAGGAGGGUAAGCUGCAGCGGUUCGUGUACCCGCCGUUUGGCGUGCAGUUUGGGUUCCCGGAUAAGCUCUAG
Molecule: messenger RNA, 909 nt
Organism: Chaetomium globosum CBS 148.51
Lineage: Eukaryota; Fungi; Ascomycota; Sordariomycetes; Sordariales; Chaetomiaceae
Exons: 6
Coding region: 1-909 (302 amino acids)
Cellular component (GO): cytosol
Molecular function (GO): aldose reductase (NADPH) activity
Source: RefSeq, a predicted model, not a curated record